This is a messenger RNA of Fonsecaea nubica, 702 nucleotides long. RefSeq lists its product as hypothetical. Bases 1 to 702 code for a protein of 233 amino acids. The transcript has 2 exons. Lineage: Eukaryota; Fungi; Ascomycota; Eurotiomycetes; Chaetothyriales; Herpotrichiellaceae. The record is from RefSeq and is a predicted model, not a curated record.
AUGGCCACCCACGACGACGUAUCUCAGACGCUGGAUUCCCUGAAAAUCGUGGCUCUUUACAGAGUCCGUGGGGGCACAGCGCAGGACCGGAGUCGCAAGAUGACGGAGCUGUCCGGCGCGCUGUACAUGUUUAGAACCAGAGCAGAAGGCAUCGAGUCCGCCAUCUUGCUGUUCGAAGAUCAUGACGCCGUGACCACGAUCGACUGGAGCGAGAUCUGUAGGAUCACCGAGCUUGGCCACGCCGUGGGCCACCGGGACGCUCAAAUCAUCACUCUCCCCGACCCACUCGACACCAACUACACAACCUACGUAGUCAGCGAGGACCAGCUUGUCAUCAACCUGCUUCCCCCCUUCGUCGAAAGAGGACGGGGGAUGUCGAUCGAUGAGAAAGGCCGAAAGUCACUUCAGUGGAUUGUCGAGAGCCAUGCGCGACGCACGUGCGUCGUGAACUGGCCUGCCGCGGGAACGUUGAUGCAACCUGCCUCCCAAACCGUGCCGUGGAUGGGAACAUGCAACAACCGCCAGCACUGGAUACACGAGUUUGUGCCAAAGCUGUGCAAUCUGGAGACGCUGACUCUUUCCGGGUGUGGCUAUGAUUCUCAGUGUCUGUCGCGUCUCAGAGGCUGGACGGGUCAGUUGGACAUUGAAGAUGACAAGGGAGAGUCAGAGGAGUGCCGCGAGAGUAAUGAAAUAGAUAAAUGA